This is a messenger RNA of Haplochromis burtoni (Burton's mouthbrooder), 2472 nucleotides long. Its product is annotated as stress response protein NST1. Bases 152 to 1648 code for a protein of 498 amino acids. Lineage: Eukaryota; Metazoa; Chordata; Actinopteri; Cichliformes; Cichlidae. The transcript has 4 exons. The record is from RefSeq and is a predicted model, not a curated record.
CCCUUUGAAGUGCAGUUUGUGGCUGGAGCUGAAGCUGCCCUCGGAGUCUGUUCUUCUGAUAAUUCACCACGGGUUUUUUCCCCUUCUUAACCUGGGAUAAGCUAAAGCUCCCACCCCCACCCGCCGCCACCUUGAACUGGAAAAAAAAAUCAUGAUUGACUUUGAGGAGGCAGACUUCAUUUUGGAAAAUCAGAAAAGAAAAAGAAAAAAAGAUCUCAAAAAAGACAAAAAACCCAAAACCAACAUGACUGUGAAACCACAAGAGAGCAUCCAGAAGAAAAAGAAAAACUCCCAGCUCAAAGAAGAAAAGAAGGAAAGGAAACAAAAGAAAAAGGAAAAGAAGAAAGAAAGGCAAAGAAGGAGACUGGCCUUAGAGCUAGGCAGCAGUGCUGUAUUUAAACAGUGCGGUAGUGCCCAGGAAAAACCUUUUGAGAAGCCUGAAGCAUCAAAGCCGCAACAAAAUGAAAAGCUGAAGCCUGAUCGUCUGACUCAAGACUCCAAAAAGAAAUGCAAAAGAAAAAAAAAAGUGGUGUUUGAUGUGUCACCCUGUUACAUCCGUGUCAAACGGCCUAAAUUUGCGUCAUCCUCCACCAAAGAGGAGGAGGCUGUGAAAGGCGCUGAGAGCUGUUCACAGGACGCAGUGACGGGGAACAGCCGCGAUCAGGACUCUCAGGGCACCAGUGAUGACAUCAACAGCCAGGACUUGUUUAUUACCCAGAAGACUUUCAGAACAUCGCUCUCCGAACCCUCCAGCGGGGAAGUCAAUGACGGAGCCCUUAUGCUAUCUCCUCAGGUGCGAACACAGCAAGGCGAGUGCCAACAGCUUAAACGAUUUCAUGAAGAAUCAGAAAAACGGCCACAUGACUCACAGCCUCAUCAGCUCUUUGUGCAGCCAAACCCAGAAGAACCUGAAGAAGGUAAAGGACAUCAUAAGAUACAUGAGCAGAGAAAAAAGUCCCUUCUGAAACAAGAAAACACAAACUUAUCUGGAGAGCAAAGAGUCUCACGUUCAGUGCAUUUAAAGCUCAGUGAGGGGCAUCCUUUCCUGGAGGAGCCAAUCAUUGUCGACUCCUCCCUGGAUCUUGGAGAGCGUUCCCCUUCAUGCCUGCCACAUAUUAAUAAGUCAUUACUUCCUGCCAGGUCCACAGUGAGCUCUUCCACACAGACAGAAAACUUCUUCACCACUGAGCUCUCCUCCUACCUCAGCUUCUGCCAGAAAAGUAGACCAGCUGUUUGUUUCGAUGACGUGAAACCUUUAGACCUGAGCCUUCCACACAGGGUGAGAAAAGACCACAGGAGCUGUUUGUCAGUAAUGGAGGUCAACCGUGAAGGAGAAGGAGGCAUGGGUCCAUCUGGGUCUUCCCUUGUGAAAGAAAAUCAGGUGCUUUUGGGUCGAGGAGAAACAACUCCCAGUCCGCAGUUGUCAGAAUCUGAUCAAAAGUCUGCUGAUACAACGACAUCGAGCGAGGACAGCGAGCAGCCGUGCCGCGCUGGCAAGCUGGACCUGAUUCAGGUCAGAGCGGUCCAGAUGAAACUCAACGAAUCCUUCUUUUUCAAACCCAAAGGAGAGGGACGGUCACCCAGGCCUGAGUCACCGCUGAUGAAACUCUCUCAGGGCAGAGACACUAAAAGGAGGAAGAGUCGCUGAGGUCACAGGGUUUUAAUAUAGGCUGCUAUUAGCCCUGUUGGCUGACGUCAACAAAUAAGAUGUGACGUUUGUGUUGACGUUAGUGGCCAAUAUUUAUCUGUUCAGUCAUAUCAAUUUCGUGCUGACUAAAUGUUCAGAAUUUCAUCUGAAAGCCUUUAAAAACUUUUAUAUAAGAUUAAAUGAAAUCGUUACUGCCACACGAACAAACAAAGAAGACUUAAAAAAAAUUUAUUUAACACAUUAAUAUGGACCUAGAACUUCACAAUUGGAGCACGCUUAAACUUUCCUAGCAGACACCAUCUAACGUCUGGAAAACUGUUCAAUUUUAUGAGCUUCAGCUGAGAAGCAGCGUGUGUCAAGUGUCGAGCAUUCCUGCUGAAACUCAGCCUGUGCCUGAGGGUCUUUAAGUAGAAGGACAGUGACAUUAACACUCAGUGAGCUCAGGUAUUUUAUUAUACAUGCUGUAAAGUUCUGAUCUACAUUAUAUGGACAACAGUAUUGGGCCACACGCCUCAGUUCAGGUGUUUUCGGUCCCAUUAUCAUAAGGUUAAAACAUCAUACGCCCAGAUGUGCAGUCUGCCUUUACAAGUAUGAACAUGGUCCUCCAACAUCAGCACAAACACUGUGUGCUGGGAGCUUCAUGGCUGAGCAGCUCCUGUACGUGUAACGUGUAGCUGUACGUUUAUCCAAAUACUAUAUGUUAGGAACAUGAACAGAAGAAACAUGCUUGCAUUAAAAGAAAAAUAAACUUCUGGGAUAGAAAUUACUGAUUACUGUCUUUUGACCUGUUCUUCUAAAGUUUUUAGUAUUCUGUCAUGUUUUUU